Molecule: messenger RNA, 1156 nt
Organism: Podarcis muralis (Common wall lizard)
Lineage: Eukaryota; Metazoa; Chordata; Lepidosauria; Squamata; Lacertidae
Gene: UCHL1
Product: ubiquitin C-terminal hydrolase L1
Biological process (GO): ubiquitin-dependent protein catabolic process; protein deubiquitination
Cellular component (GO): cytoplasm
Molecular function (GO): cysteine-type deubiquitinase activity
Source: RefSeq, a predicted model, not a curated record
UAUAUAGAGCGGUGGGCGGGAGGCAGGCGUGUGUGUGUUUUUUUCGGGGCGCACGGUUCCUUGCAGGUUUGGGCGCAGUUCGGCCGGGCAGGUUUGCGAGAUCGAGACAAUGGCGUGGCAGCCCAUGGAGAUCAACCCGGAGAUGCUGAACAAAGUGCUGUCCCGCCUCGGAGUUGCCCCUGGCUGGAGGUUUGUGGAUGUGCUGGGGUUUGAGGAGGAUGUCUUGAAUGCUGUACCCACCCCAGCUUGCGCUCUGCUGUUACUCUUUCCCCUUACUGCUCAGCAUGAAAAUUUCAGAAAAAAGCAGAUGGAAGAAUUGAAGGGCCAAGAAGUGAGCUCCAAAGUCUAUUUUGUGAAGCAGACGGCCAGUAAUUCCUGUGGAACAAUUGGCCUUCUACACGCAGUGGCCAACAACCAAGAUAAAAUUUUAUUUGAUGAAGGGUCUGCACUAAAGGAGUUCCUCACUGCAACAGCUGACCUCUCUCCUGAUGAGAGGGCAAAACGUCUUGAAAACAACAAGGCCAUUCAAGAAGCCCACAAUGCAGUAGCACAGGAAGGCCAAUGUCGGGUUGAAGAUGACAAAGUCAACUUCCAUUUCAUUCUCUUUGCCAGUGUGGAUGGACACCUCUAUGAACUGGAUGGACGAAUGCCUUUUCCUGUAAAUCACGGAGCGAGUUCGGAUGACACCAUGCUGAAGGCUGCUGCCAAGGUCUGCCGGCAGUUCACAGAACGUGAGCAAGGAGAGGUCCGCUUUUCUGCUGUGGCGCUGAGCAAGUCUGCCUGAAGUUCAGGAGUUAGAGCGACCCCAUAGUAGGCCCUCACAGAAAGCAAUCCAGGCCCCUAGUGCUUUAGUACUUGUGUUUAAAAAACAAAAGCACUGCUGUUCUUGAUCUUCCGUUUAAAGUGUCCUGCUGAUCCUAGCCUCAUUCCCCGCCCGCCCCCCUCACUACUUACUCACAGCAGCUUCAGCAGAGCUGGUCUUAAAAGUUUAGCUCCAAGUCUUUGGCACUUCAGAUAUGUUGGGUCCCUUCUUGACUGCAACUUGUUUAAAUGCUUCAUAGGGCUUCCUUGGACGUGUGCCUCCAAAGUUUCUUUUUAAGCUGUUGUGACUUCUUGUCAAUCACAAAAAUAAAUCUCUUCUUGGUAUUCCAAAGCA